CCGUCGUCGCCGCCGCCUCCUCCUCCUCCGAGCAGCUUGCGCCUCCGACCCUUCGUCUCGAGCUCCACCUCUCCACCACCCCCUUCCACCAUGGCGGACGUCGAUGUCGAGACGGAGGUGGCCGCGGCCGGGCAGCCGAAGAAGAGGACGUUCCGCAAGUACAGCUACCGCGGCGUGGACCUCGACGCGCUCCUCGACAUGUCCACCGACGACCUCGUCCAGCUCUUCCCCGCUCGCGCCCGCAGAAGGUUCCAGAGGGGCCUGAAGAGGAAGCCCAUGGCUCUCAUCAAGAAGCUGCGCAAGGCGAAAAAGGAUGCACCUGCUGGUGAGAAGCCUGAGCCUGUGAGGACUCACCUCAGGAACAUGAUCAUUGUGCCUGAGAUGAUCGGAAGCAUCGUCGGUGUCUACAAUGGCAAGACCUUCAACCAGGUUGAGAUUAAGCCUGAGAUGAUUGGCCACUACCUCGCAGAGUUCUCCAUCUCGUACAAGCCAGUCAAGCACGGUAGGCCCGGUAUUGGUGCCACCCACUCUUCACGGUUUAUCCCUCUCAAAUGAGAGAUCAUGCUCUGCAUCUGUUUGCGCUUCUAGCGUGUAGCUUGUGCCGUCAAACCUGGAACUCCAAAAUACCUUAUUAUUAGUUUGUCUACCGAGCAGUCGCUUUUUGAACUUUUUCCCUGAGAUUUUGAAGUUAUAUCGGGACAUGCUAUUUCUCGGCAAUCAUUCUCAGAUGAACCUACUCGCCCUUGAUUUUUGCUAGCAUGUUCUUAUUCC
Molecule: messenger RNA, 771 nt
Organism: Oryza brachyantha (malo sina)
Lineage: Eukaryota; Viridiplantae; Streptophyta; Magnoliopsida; Poales; Poaceae
Product: 40S ribosomal protein S15
Exons: 4
Coding region: 91-555 (154 amino acids)
Biological process (GO): ribosomal small subunit assembly; translation
Cellular component (GO): cytosolic small ribosomal subunit; ribosome
Molecular function (GO): structural constituent of ribosome; RNA binding
Source: RefSeq, a predicted model, not a curated record